Messenger RNA from Cucurbitaria berberidis CBS 394.84, 153 nucleotides. RefSeq lists its product as uncharacterized. The record is from RefSeq and is a predicted model, not a curated record. The transcript has a single exon. Bases 1 to 153 code for a protein of 50 amino acids. Gene Ontology annotation, cellular component: oligosaccharyltransferase complex. Lineage: Eukaryota; Fungi; Ascomycota; Dothideomycetes; Pleosporales; Cucurbitariaceae.
AUGAUAACGGACAACCAACUUUACUCGCUCGCCAUCUUCCUCGGAAGUGCUGCCAUGCUCCUCAUUGUCCUAUACCACUUUCUGGAAGUCAAUUCGGAAGAAUAUCAGGAAGUCAAGAAGCCAAAGGGCGCAGCAAGCAAAGUCAAGGCAUGA